AGUAUCUCUUCAACUCUCAAACGCAUCUGUUGUUGCAGGUUCUAAUCGUUGCUCCGGCGAACAUCGUUGAUAAGAGCUGUCGUUUGCGACGGUUAUGAAGUGUGUGAUUAUCACGCUGGCAGUAUCAGCUGUGUGUCUUUCGCCCGGCCUGAACUAAUGAAAACCACUGGGGACUGUCUGCAACAAAACAAACGGUAGUGCAAUUUUUCUCGUUGAACAGUGCUGUGAUUUGCCAGUGAAAAUGUCGCUCGGCAGUAUAAUAUUAACCAUUCUGGACCCAUUUAAAAUCAUACGGAAUUACCUAUUGAAGCCGUUGGCAGUGACCGGAAUAGUUUUUGCCGAAGAAUACAAACGAAAGACCAAUGCUGGAGUGCAAUCGACAAAAAACAUUGUCUUGAGACUGAUAGUGGUUGUGCUUAUCGGGCUGUCAGUUGUGUGGGCCUCGAUAUUUAUGUAUGCUUACUUUUACUACACCUACAUGCCAACGGUGUCGCACGUUAAAGAUGUGUUUCUCAGCUACAGCAAAUGCCACACGGGGAAGGAAUGUCUGCAGUAUCCUUCGGAUAACGUUAUGUUGACUAAAAAACAACAGCUCCUUAUGGUUGGUCAACCAUACCGAGUUAUUCUAUACCUUGAGAUGCCGGAGUCGGAACAAAAUGAUAAAACAGGCAUGUUCACGGUUUGCGCAACGAUGUUCGAUCAUACGGGAGAGCAUUCUACAAAAUCUUGCCGACUCUCCAUGCUGCACUACAAAUCAGACUUGCUAAAAAUGAUCUCAACUGUGGUGUUUGCUCCGUUUAUGGUUUUGGGCUACCGAGAGGAGAAACAGGUAGUCUCAGUUGAGCUGUUUACCCAUUACGAAGACAACCAAAUCCACCCGGCCACCAGCGUGGACAUUGCCAUUCUUUCUAGUAGUGUACAGUUCUACUCGGCACAGCUUCACAUCACAGCUAAUUUCUCCGGACUGCGAUACCUAAUGUUCAAUUGGCCUAUCCUUUCGGGAAUUAUUGGAAUCACCACAAACUUGUUUUUCAUACUGGUAGUGUGCGUUCUAAGUUGGUACCAUUGGGAUGAUACUGAAUGGUUAGUCGAUAUAAAAGAUCGAUAUCAACAAAUCAUCAAAAAGUCACGUACUGCAGCUAUUGAGCAUUUGCCGGUGCAACCAAGGACGAUUGUUAAGCCUGAUGAAAAAUCCGAGGACAUUGAAGAACUUUCCAGUUUUAAAGACGAUUUAGGACUUGCAAGCUGAUAAUUGCAUUUAUCCAUGACAAUGCUCAGAAUGAUAGCCAACAAGAUAAGCAAAUGAUUGUUUAGUUUGGAAGAGGGAAGUAGUUUUCUAGUUUUUUUUUGCAUCCUGACUAAAUGAAUACUCAUUCAAUGUACAUAGCGGUAAUUAUAUUCCAUUCGUGAAUUACUGUUGAAAUAUAAAAAAAUCAAAAUA
Messenger RNA from Topomyia yanbarensis, 1441 nucleotides. It is a transcript of the gene Seipin, whose product is annotated as seipin. The transcript is spliced from 4 exons. Bases 242 to 1249 code for a protein of 335 amino acids. Gene Ontology annotation, biological process: lipid storage; lipid droplet organization. Gene Ontology annotation, cellular component: endoplasmic reticulum membrane. NCBI's taxonomy places the organism in Eukaryota, Metazoa, Arthropoda, Insecta, Diptera, Culicidae. The record is from RefSeq and is a predicted model, not a curated record.